AUGCUCGUCCGCCUCCGCGCCAUCGCCCACCACCUCGCCCCGUCCCACCAGCCCAUCCGCGUCGCGACACGAAGCAUGGCUAGCUACGUCGUUCACAACGAUAACGCUGCGUGCUGCAGCAUCCCGCCUGUCAAGUCGGAUUACACGCCCAAGGGAACGUACAAGAGCUAUGCCGGGUUCAACAAGGUAUACGUGACAGGCCCUGAUCUGCCCACCGACAUCUCGCUCGUAUGCGUCUUUGAUAUCUUUGGCUUCAAGCCCCAGACGCAACAAGGCGCCGACAUCCUCGCCGACAAGCUCCACGCACACGUCGUCAUGCCCGACUUCUUCGAGCCCGCCGACCCAUGGCCUGCGGAGCACUUCCCGCCCAAGACCCACGAGGAGAAGGCGCGGCUCCAGGCUUUCUUCGGCGGGCCCGCGAAGCCUCAGGAUGCAGUCGAGAAACUCGUCCGCAUCGGCCGUGCGCUCAAGGAGGACGGAGCGCAGUUCAUUGGCACGUUUGGUUUCUGCUGGGGUGGGAAGGUCACCAUUCUCGCUGGAUCCGUUGAGCACACACCCUUCGGCGCCGUCGCCGCUACACACCCUGCCAUGUUGACCCACCACGACGCCGUCCAUCUCAAAGUGCCGCUUGGCAUCUAUCCGAGCCAUGACGAGCCCAUGGAGGAGUACCAUAAGAUCGUCGAGAUCGUUUCAAGGAAGCCCUGGCACGAGAAGAAUGACCACAAGUUCUACGACAGCUUCCAUGGGUUCGCUGCCGCCCGCGCCAACCUGGAGGAUGCCAAGCAGCGCAAAGACUUCGAGGAUUUGUAUGGCAGGCUAAUCAUGUUCUUCGGAAAGGCCAGUGGCCUGCAUAAGCACUGAGCACGACAAUUGAAGAAGAAAACGAUACCGAAAAAAGUGUAUAGUUGUUGUACGAUACAAGCGAGAUCAACGCUGAGCAAUUGUCCGUACAACCCGUGUAUCCAUAUGUCUUGUUGAAGACAAUAUUUCCGGAAUAAAUUACAUGAGGAAGUAUACAGCCACAC
Messenger RNA from Laetiporus sulphureus 93-53, 1025 nucleotides. RefSeq lists its product as uncharacterized. The coding region runs from base 1 to 861 and encodes 286 amino acids. Gene Ontology annotation, molecular function: hydrolase activity. The transcript is spliced from 8 exons. Lineage: Eukaryota; Fungi; Basidiomycota; Agaricomycetes; Polyporales; Laetiporaceae. The record is from RefSeq and is a predicted model, not a curated record.